Phytophthora nicotianae INRA-310 is the source of this 652-nucleotide messenger RNA. Its product is annotated as elicitin. Lineage: Eukaryota; Oomycota; Peronosporomycetes; Peronosporales; Peronosporaceae. The transcript has a single exon. The record is from RefSeq and is a predicted model, not a curated record. Gene Ontology annotation, cellular component: extracellular region. The coding region runs from base 139 to 495 and encodes 118 amino acids.
CAGUACAACAGCUUCAAAUAAACCUGCAAGCGAGCCGCCAGCCCAACUCCAGCUAGUCAAGCCUAGUUUGCCUCCAACUGCCAUUGUGCAAUUUGCUCUCAUCCACACCCACCCCACUUCUCCCCCACCUCAUCCGAAAUGAACUUCCGCGCUCUGUUCGCCGCCACCGUCGCCGCCCUCGUCGGCUCCACCUCCGCCACCACGUGCACCACCACGCAGCAAACUGCGGCGUACGUGGCGCUCGUAAGCAUCCUCUCGGACACGUCGUUCAACCAGUGCUCGACGGACUCUGGCUACUCAAUGCUGACGGCCACCUCGUUGCCCACGACGGAGCAGUACAAGCUCAUGUGCGCGUCGACGGCGUGCAAGACGAUGAUCAACAAGAUCGUGACGCUGAACCCGCCCGACUGCGAGUUGACGGUGCCUACGAGCGGCCUGGUACUCAACGUGUUCACGUACGCGAACGGGUUCUCGUCUACGUGCGCGUCACUGUAAGCGGGUUUAAUCUCUGCGUCCAGAAUCAAUUGGCCGGAGCACCUAUCAACUUGUCUUCGUGCCAAGUACGCAGCUUUGAUGAUUAUUUUUCAGUUGCGAAUGUGAAUGCCGAAAGCUGUCGUAGUAUAAACCUGUGAAUGAAGGUUUUUGUAUUCAA